Molecule: messenger RNA, 1470 nt
Organism: Priceomyces carsonii
Lineage: Eukaryota; Fungi; Ascomycota; Pichiomycetes; Serinales; Debaryomycetaceae
Product: putative serine/threonine protein kinase
Exons: 1
Coding region: 1-1470 (489 amino acids)
Biological process (GO): protein phosphorylation
Cellular component (GO): cytoplasm
Molecular function (GO): protein serine/threonine kinase activity; ATP binding
Source: RefSeq, a predicted model, not a curated record
AUGUCUAUUUUCAAGUAUCAGUUUCAACUGUGUAUUGGUAAAGGAAACUUUGGCGACGUUUACAAAGCAACAGAAGUGUCAUCAAAAGCUUUGGUGGCUGUGAAGGUGAUAAAUCUCGACGAAACUAAUGAAGACAUUCAAGUUCUUAUCCAAGAAAUACAAUUUCUCUCAAGAUUGCAUUCUCCAUACAUCACAAAAUAUAUCGAGACUUUUAUUAGUGACAUGUCUAUGUUCAUUGUCAUGGAGUACUGUGGUGGUGGUUCUUGUGCUGAUUUAUUGAAAUUUUGCAAGAAACUACCGGAGGACGUGGUAGCUUAUAUUAUUCGAGAUGUCUUGAGAGGGCUAAACUAUUUACAUCAGGAAAAGAAAGUUCACAGAGAUAUUAAAUCUGCUAAUAUUUUACUAACGGAAAAGGGAGAGAUCAAGCUUGCCGAUUUUGGUGUAAGUGGGGAGAUAACGAUGACACAAUUGAAGCGGAACACAUUUGUAGGGACACCUUUCUGGAUGGCACCAGAGGUUAUCACUAGAAGAAAGAGCGGCGGAUACAACGAGAAAGCCGAUAUUUGGUCGACCGGUAUAACGACUAUUGAAUUAGUGACCGGUUCACCUCCGUUAUCCCAAUAUGAUCCUAUGAAAAUUCUAUUUGAGAUUCCAAAGAACAAGCCUCCUAUAUUGACGGGCUACGAUUUCAGUGAAAACAUUAAGGAUUUCGUCAAAUAUUGCUUACUUAAAGACCCUAGAAAGAGACCAAGCUCUGCGAAAUUGUUACAUCAUCGAUUCAUCACCAGUGUUAAAUCAAGUAUAAACUUGGCUAAAAUAAUAUCGCAGAAAAAUGAGUGGUUUGAAUUGCAUAACAAGGCAUCUAAGAAGCCGAGACAUGACAUAUUUUCAAAGCCAGAUAAGACGAACUCCAUAAAAUGGGACUUCAAUACGUUUAAGUCAUUUCAUAGCUCAAAAAUGCAGCAAACUCUUGUCAAUUUGUACAAAGAUGUUUCUCCAUAUUUUGACGAAAAUUCCAACGAGAGCUUAGGAUCCCCAUUAUCAGAUAGCUCUCCCAAUCCAAUGGCAGAUGAUUCCCAAGUCGCAUUAAAGUCAAUUGCAAACUCUCCCAUGUCAUCACCUUUGGACCCAUACGUCGACUUAGAGGGAAGAAAAUCCAUCAAACCAUACCAUCAAAAAGCGCACCAACAAAAUACUCCCCAUCCUCAAGUUACUGCUAAAGGAACCCUUGAGGAAUCUCCUGGAAGUCCUGGAAAUAGAUCAGUGCAUCCCUCAAAUGGCCACCGCGUAUCUAAAGGAGAGAUCCUUUUCUACUGUCUCGAGCAGGUUUAUAUUAGAGGAAGAAGCGAUACUACGAAGCGCACGGUCCACAGCUUGAUCAAUAAUCUUCUAGAGUAUGAAAUGAAUCAACCAGGGUUGAGUGAAGCUAUCGUUGAGGAAGUACUUCAGUUCGGAAGUCCCCAUGUAUGA